GCAGCACCAAACUCAAAUUCAAUCCUCGUUAAAACCCAAGAAAAAAGACUCAAGUAAAAAUAAAGAGACGAUUUCUCAUUUCCUACUCCGUCAAAACAAAUUUUCAAUCCAGAGAUUUCAAAAUCAAGAAUAACAAAAUCUUAGAAAAGUUUAAUUAUCAUCAUCAUCAUGUCGAGUUUAAUGGUUCCUCCUGUGUUACAAUCACCUCGGGAAGACGCCACCCAACUCUACCGAGCUUUCAAAGGAUUUGGUUGCGAUACGGCCACAGUUGUCAAUAUCCUUUCUCAUCGGGAUGCAACCCAGCGUGCUUUCCUCCAACAAGAGUACAAGAAUAUGUAUCAUGAGGAACUCACUAGCCGUCUUUCGUCAGAACUUAGUGGCCAUACCAAGACUGCUGUUUUGCUUUGGAUGCAUGACCCAGCAGGACGAGAUGCAACAAUAUUAAGGCAGGCAUUAACAGUGUCUAUAAAUCUCCAAGCUGCAACUGAAGUGAUAUGUUCUCGCACACCAAGUCAGCUCCAAACGAUUAAGCAGUUAUACUACUCGAAAUUUGGCUCUCGAAUUGAGUACGAUAUCGAAAUGCAAACAACCGGGGAUCAUAAGAAGUUGUUGCUUGCGUACAUAAAUACUGUCAGAUAUGAAGGUCUUGAAACUGAUCGAGCAAUGGUUGAGAGAGAUUCCAAAUCUUUGUUUAAAGCCGGAGAGAAGAGAUUAGGAACCGAUGAAAAGACUUUCAUCCAGAUUUUCAGUGGAGCAAGUAGGGCACAUUUGGCUGCUGUUAGUGCUGCUUAUCGAAACAUAUAUGGGUCACUUAAAAAGGCUGUUAAGAGUGAAACGUCUGGAAAAUUCGAGUUUGGUCUGUUGACUAUUCUAAAAUGUGCAGAGAACCCUGCUAAGUACUUUGCAAAGGAACUGUAUAAGUCAAUGAAAGGACUGGGAACCACCGACAGCACACUGAUAAGGAUUGUUGUGACACGGACCGAGAUUGACAUGCAGCAUAUAAAAGCUGAAUACCGCAAGAAAUUCCACAAGACAUUGGCAGAUGCAAUUCAUUCCGAGACGUCAAGCCAUUAUAGAACCUUUCUGCUUUCUCUUGUAGGUUCUUAGAUGUAAAUUUAGAGGCAGGAAAUAAGGUAUCUAUCAAGGUGCAGUAUUGUAAAUAUUUGUGAAAUGCUGCACAGCACAUGCUUGUAAAGAAUGGAUCCUUAAUUUUAGUUUCUUGCUAUCUGUAAUUUGGUUACGUUUGAACAAUAUUAUUAGUUUGAAUGACUCUAGUGUGCAACUGAACUCAGCCUGAUGUUUGACUAGUGAAGUCUUUUGCUCUUUUGUGUGUA
Molecule: messenger RNA, 1334 nt
Organism: Papaver somniferum (opium poppy)
Lineage: Eukaryota; Viridiplantae; Streptophyta; Magnoliopsida; Ranunculales; Papaveraceae
Product: annexin D5-like
Exons: 6
Coding region: 169-1107 (312 amino acids)
Cellular component (GO): cytoplasm
Molecular function (GO): calcium ion binding; calcium-dependent phospholipid binding
Source: RefSeq, a predicted model, not a curated record